Messenger RNA from Rhineura floridana, 3986 nucleotides. RefSeq names its product AE binding protein 2 (gene AEBP2). The record is from RefSeq and is a predicted model, not a curated record. Gene Ontology annotation, cellular component: ESC/E(Z) complex. Lineage: Eukaryota; Metazoa; Chordata; Lepidosauria; Squamata; Rhineuridae. The coding region runs from base 316 to 1947 and encodes 543 amino acids. Gene Ontology annotation, biological process: regulation of transcription by RNA polymerase II. The transcript is spliced from 9 exons.
UCAAUCCUGAUUGACAAACAUCGCUCCCUUCGCCCACUUUCUCCUUUUUCUCGAUGCGUGCGGGCGCCGCCCUCCUUUUGACCCCAGGCGGCUACCAUAGAGAGGCAGCGUGCGUGCCUGUUAGCGUCGCCGCCCUCUCGCUGCUGCCGCCCCACCUGCCCUCAGCCUCAGCAGAAGCUCCUCCCCCUCCCCCCCUCCCGCGCCUGGCUGGAUCUGGGCAGUGAGUCAGCCGCCGCCGCCGCGUCAGUCUGCGAAGGCGUGAGGACGGAGGGAGGGAGAGAGCGAGAGCGAGCGACGCUACACCUCUGAGGCGCCAUGGCGGCCGAGCUGAGCGACCUGGUGGAGCCUCCUCCGCUUGUGGAGCCGCCGCCUCCUCCUCCUCCCUCUGGCGAUGGGGCUGAAGAGGCGGCCGAGGCCGAGAACGAAGCCACCUCCUCCGCCCCCGUCGUCGGGAUGGAGGCCGGGCCGUCGCCGCUGCCGCCCCUGAACGGGGAAGGGGCGGAGAGCAUGUCGGAGCCCAGCCCGCAGAGCGCCAGCCAGGCCGGCGACGGGGACGAUGAGGAUGAGGGAGACGACGAGGAAGAAGAGGAGGAGGACGACGAGGAGGAGGAAGAAGACGACGACGAGGAGGCCGAGGCCGGCAGCAGCGCCAGCUCCUCUUCCUCCUCCUCGUCGUCCAGCGGCUGCUGCUCGCUCAGUCCUGGCGGCAGCGAAGCCGACGCCAAGGAGGAAGCCAAGGGCGGCCCUGACGGUGGGAGCCGCGGCGGCGGGGCCAGCGGCGGCGUUGGGGCUGGGCCUGGCAGCGGAGGCGGCAUUGGAGGAACGGGAGGAGCAGCAGGAGGAGCCGCCGGCGGCCCGAGCGGUGGGGGAAGCAGCAGCAGCAGCGGCAACGUGGGCAGUAGCAGCGGCGGGGCUGGAGGCGACGAAGGCUACAGCACCGGGAGCGGCGGCGGAGGUGGUGGAGGAGGAGGGAGCGGCGGUGGCGGCAGCAGCACUUGCAGUGCCUCGUCGGGCGGCCGCAGGGGCAGCCUCGAAAUCUCCUCCGACGGGGAGCCUCUCAGCCGCAUGGACUCCGAAGACAGCAUCAGCAGUAUCAUAAUGGAUGUAGACAGCACAAUUUCCAGUGGGCGUUCAACACCAGUUAUGAUGAAUGGACAAGGAGUUACUGCUUCAUCAGCAAAAAGUAUUGCUUAUAACUGCUGUUGGGACCAGUGUCAUUCAUGCUUCAACUCCAGUCCAGAUCUGGCAGAUCACAUUCGCUCCAUACAUGUUGAUGGCCAGCGAGGAGGGGUAUUUGUCUGCUUAUGGAAAGGCUGCAAAGUCUAUAACACACCAUCAACAAGUCAAAGUUGGUUGCAGCGGCAUAUGCUGACGCACAGCGGUGACAAACCUUUUAAGUGUGUCGUUGGAGGGUGCAAUGCAAGUUUUGCAUCUCAGAGUGGGCUGGCUCGUCAUGUGCCAACACACUUCAGUCAGCAGAACUCUUCAAAGGUUACCAGUCAGCCAAAAGCUAAAGAAGAAUCUCCUUCUAAAGCUGGAAUGAACAAAAGAAGAAAGUUAAAGAACAAACGGAGGCGCUCUUUACCAAGACCACAUGACUUCUUUGAUGCACAAACUCUGGAUGCUAUACGACAUCGAGCCAUCUGCUUCAACCUUUCUGCUCACAUAGAAAGUUUAGGAAAAGGUCACAGUGUUGUAUUCCACAGUACUGUAAUAGCAAAGAGAAAAGAGGAUUCUGGAAAGAUAAAGCUGCUACUUCACUGGACACCAGAGGACAUUCUUCCUGAUGUGUGGGUAAAUGAAAGUGAGCGACAUCAAUUAAAAACGAAAGUAGUUCAUUUAUCAAAACUUCCAAAAGAUGCUGCCUUGCUUCUGGACCCAAACAUAUACAGAAAGUCUAGUAAAGAAGGUACAUUCAGUGGAAUCCUGAAAGAUCACUUCUGUUAAGAUCAUACUGAACAAUGCCACAGAAGAGAUUGAAGAGGUAAAAGUGAGCUCAGUGGGGGCACCUCAUCUAUCAUCUUUAUUCACUGACCAUGGAAUUAGAAUUGAAAUUGCACAUUAGUCAAGCCCCUCGACUUCAUGCUUCCCCCCCCCCCCCGGCCACACCCUGCACCCAACUGCUACCAACUAUAGAUGAUAUUUAUGCUUGGCAUAACCAUUCUGUGAAUGAAUUUGAUGCAUCUGUGGAGUAUAUUUUAUAUAAUAUAUCUGUAUACCUUCACGGAAUGGUACAGUGGGAGAUGAGGCAAGCACUCUUCUGACAAUAUAGUGGGCGCUCUCAAAAGCUUUGCAUGCUUGCUGCUUUUCUUCUAGCAAUUUUUUGUUUUCUCGUAGUUGUACUGGAUGAACUGGCAGUUGCUAAAUUGCCAUGUGCACCCACCCCCUGCAGUUUUUUCCUCUUGUAAACAAGCUUCUUGGGAUCUUGCUAUUUGGUAAAUGAAAUUAACACACACCAGAGAGAACUCUUUUUUCAGAGUAUGGUGCAGAGUAAUCCAUUGUCACUUUUGUGAACUUGUGGUGUUCUAUCACAUAACCCUAAGUGGUGGUAUCAUGUUUAAGCAAAAUGGUGGUGACAUAUCUUCAUUUCUAGUGGAAUAUAUAUUCAAGAGAGGCUGAUAGAUGUUAAGUGUUGCUGUAUAUCUGAUCCUCUCCAUAAGACUAUUACUGUAUGUUAAUAAGACUUACUUUAAUAAGCUCUACUGAAAAAAGGUGGCAAACAUUGUUUUGUUUACUACAUGGCCUUUAAAACUCCUCUUUGCUUCUAAAGAAUCUCCCUUCUCCUUUCCCCUCCUUUUGGCCUAAAUUUUUCUAGUUGUAAAAAAAUUGUAUUUUUUAAAAAGACGCAUCUAAAAAUACAAUCGUUUAUGCACCAAAGUUGGCUAUGAAAAGAAAAAUUAAAUUGCUUCCUCGCUUUACUAAGCAAGAAAUUAUGGACUUUAACCUACAGGAAUAGAAAAAAAAAAGUGUGUACUUUGUUCGUCUUAUAUGGAGACAAAAAAAGUUGCAUAUAGAUAAUGGAACAUUGCUUGUAAAGUAAUUUUGCAGAUUUGUAAUAUAUUUUUAUAUUAUGAAAUGUAUUGUAGAUGUUUUUUCUAGAGGCAUGAAAGUUGAGAUGUAUAUAUUAUGGUAGAAAUAAUAUUGAAGGAUAUUGUAAUUCACUAGUGCUGCCAGAAGAAUUUGUUUAAAAGCAAGCACCUUUCUUAACAAUAAAAAAUGUCUUUUGGAUUUCUAAGAGACUAUAUACUACUGUUGUAAAAACAAAAACACAUUAAACAUCCUUCCAGAAAUCUUUGAAGGAUAUGCAGUAUCCAUAGGAAGUGUAUGGCGCUCAUUGCUGAUAAUGGAUAUGAAAUCAGCCUUUUCCUUGCUUGUUGGAAGGAACAAAUGUAAAAAAUAUAUGGUGGCUAUAUGCAGUCAAACUGCAUGAUUAACCCUCCAUGUUUAGGAGGAUUUUUGCAUUACUACAGUGAAUAUAAAUACCAGCUGUUUUACACUAAUUUUUUUUAUUAAAUAGCAAAAAAAAAAAAGUCUCUAAACUCUGGUUGGAGAAGUUAGCUUUUCCAAUAUCGUAAAAGGGGUCUACCUUAAUGAAGGUGAAAUGCUUGCUUGGCUCCCAAUGAGUUUAGAAUGGUCUAUAUACAUUUAAAUUCCUUAUUGAUGUGCCCAUUAUAAGCACUGCUAACUUGGAAUGGUUCUGGAAUAGUUGUUCAAUAAUGGUAUUUCAUAAAAGAUCUGUAGCAAUGUUACUAUUUAAAUCAAAUGCAGUUCAUUAUUAUUUUUUUACAUUUUCCUUGAGCACUUCAGUUACUGCUUAAUCUUAUAUGGUCAUCUGCAAUUGCUUUGGUUCUUUUUUUUUAAAAAAGUUAUAAAAUUGCCAAAUAGGUGUUUUCAGAUAUAGUUUGUAUUUUUAAUUUUAUUACUUCUUGAAUUUAUUGUAUGCCAUUCUUAAUUGACAGAUGAUUGUAGACCCUGUCUGAGUAUUU